Messenger RNA from Komagataella phaffii GS115, 714 nucleotides. RefSeq lists its product as hypothetical. Bases 1 to 714 code for a protein of 237 amino acids. Lineage: Eukaryota; Fungi; Ascomycota; Pichiomycetes; Pichiales; Pichiaceae. The transcript has a single exon. The record is from RefSeq and is a predicted model, not a curated record.
AUGGCUUCGAACCCAAAGGAUGGGGGAGAUCAGGUCUCAAGAAUCCAGCAACUUUAUAGAGACAAAUAUCUCUUUCAAAAUCCGCAGUUGCCUCCAACCAUAGACCCUUCCAGAGUGGCCAGGCAUCGAUCUGUCAGCCAAAGACAAAAUAGCAUACUUGGAGAUCCUUUGCCUUUAGACUAUUUACCGAAGAAAACUGCCAUUAAGGUUGAAACUGCGGCAGCUCCGUGGAACUUUCCAAAGUCAAAUCAAGGUUCAAGAUCAGGUUCAAGGUCGACCUCUUUAGAAUUGGAACGAUUGGAACAGGAAGUCGACUCCUCUCUUUUCGCAGAUAUCAACUCCAUAGAGACUAAACUACAUGAAUUAGAGCACAAAUUUCAAAAGGAAAUCUUAUCCUUGGAAUUGGAUAUUCAAGAAACUUUUAUCUCAUUAGAGAACCAACUUAAGUCUAUAAAGGAAAAUUUGGAAACUGCCGAAAAGCUCGGCACUCAUAAAAGCCAAGCACCCCAAAAUAUAGAGGACUAUCACAGGCCAUUAAACACAGCAUAUGAAUUGCAGAGUAGCCAUCUAAAUAGGAUAUCUCGUUGGCCCCCCUCUCAGCUCAAUCCUUCAACUAGCUUGCCUCCAAGUAACUCUUGGAGAGCAUUCUACAUGUUAAUAGGAGCGGUCUUCGGAAUGCUGGCCUUGCUGGGAUCCUUCCUACUAGCAGAUUAG